Loxodonta africana (African savanna elephant) is the source of this 2275-nucleotide messenger RNA. It is a transcript of the gene CPXM1, whose product is annotated as carboxypeptidase X, M14 family member 1. The coding region runs from base 1 to 2181 and encodes 726 amino acids. Gene Ontology annotation, biological process: peptide metabolic process; protein processing. Lineage: Eukaryota; Metazoa; Chordata; Mammalia; Proboscidea; Elephantidae. Gene Ontology annotation, molecular function: metallocarboxypeptidase activity; zinc ion binding. The record is from RefSeq and is a predicted model, not a curated record. The transcript has 14 exons.
AUGUGGGGUCUUCUGUUCGCCCUGGCGGCGUGCGCGCCUACAGUCGGCUUGGGUCUGGGGGCGCCCAGCGCCUCGGUCCUGGACCUUUCGCCGCCCGCCACCACUGAGUCCUCGGUCUCGACCCCGGCCCCGCGAAGCAGCCCGGCACAGCCACCCGAGGAGAAAAAGAACGGGACCACAGGACAGCGUGUCCGGAUUCGCAUCGUCAAGAAGACAAGGGUUGUCACGAAAGUGAAAAAGAAGAUAACUCACCCCAGACCCCCGGUGACCACCACCCCUGCAAUGACUCUUAACCUCCCUAAGGAGCAAACACCAGACUGUCCCCCUUUGGGCUUGGAGUCCCUGCGAGUUUCAGAUGGCCAGCUUGAGGCGUCCAGCAGCCAGUCCUCUGGUCUUGGACCACACCGAGGACGACUCAACAUCCAGUCAGGCCUGGAGGAUGGUGAUCUAUAUGAUGGGGCCUGGUGUGCUGAGCAGCAGGAUACUGAGCCGUGGUUUCAGGUGGAUGCUGGGUACCCUACUCGCUUCUCAGGCGUUAUCACACAGGGCAGGAACUCCAUCUGGAGGUAUGACUGGGUCACGUCAUAUAAGGUCCAGUUCAGCAAUGACAGUCGGAGCUGGUGGGCAAGCAGGAACCACAGCAGUGGGAUGGAGGCGGUAUUUCCAGCCAAUUCGGACCUGGAAACCCCAGUGCUGAACCUCCUGCCAGAGCCCCAGGUGGCCCGCUACAUUCGCCUGCUGCCCCAAACCUGGCUCCAGGGAGGCGCGUCCUGCCUCCGGGCAGAGAUCCUGGCCUGCCCGGUCUCAGAUCCUAAUGGCCUGUUCCCUGAGGCCCCUGCACCGGCAUCCUCUGAUCCCCUGGAUUUUCGGCAUCAUGAUUAUAAGGGCAUGAGGAAGCUGAUGAAACAGGUGAACGAGCAGUGCCCCAACAUCACCCGCAUCUACAGCAUCGGGAAGAGCCACCAGGGCCUGAAGCUAUAUGUGAUGGAAAUGUCGGACAAUCCUGGGGAGCAUGAGCUGGGAGAGCCCGAGGUGCGCUACGUGGCCGGCAUGCACGGGAACGAGGCCCUGGGGCGGGAGUUGCUUCUGCUGCUAAUGCAGUACUUGUGCCAUGAGUUCCGGCGAGGGAACCCACGGGUGACCCGGCUGCUCACGGAGAUGCGCCUUCACCUGCUGCCCUCCAUGAACCCUGAUGGCUAUGAGAUCGCCUACCGCCGGGGCUCAGAGCUGGUGGGCUGGGUAGAGGGCCGCUGGAACUACCAAGGCAUUGACCUUAACCACAAUUUUGCUGACCUCAACACACCACUGUGGGAAGCAGAGGAUAAUAGGUUGGUGCCCCACACCAUCCCCAACCAUCACCUGCCACUGCCUACUUACUACACCCUGCCCAAUGCCACUGUUGCCCCUGAAACAUGGGCAGUGAUUGAGUGGAUGAAGCGGAUACCCUUUGUGCUGAGUGCCAACCUCCACGGGGGUGAGCUCGUGGUGUCCUACCCAUUUGAUAUGACUCGGACCCCAUGGGCUGCCCGCGAACUCACACCCACUCCCGAUGAUGCUAUGUUUCGCUGGCUCAGCACCGUCUACGCUGGCAGUAAUCGGGCCAUGCAGGACACGGACCGUCGCGUCUGCCACAACCAAGACUUCUCCUUGAACGGCAACAUCAUCAAUGGGGCUGACUGGCACACUGUCCCUGGGAGUAUGAAUGACUUCAGCUACCUACACACCAACUGCUUUGAGAUCACUGUAGAACUGUCCUGUGACAAGUUCCCUCAUGAGAGUGAGCUGCCCCAGGAAUGGGAGAACAAUAAAGAUGCCCUCCUCACCUACCUGGAACAGGUGCGCAUGGGCAUUGCGGGAGUUGUGUCGGACAAGGACACGGAACUUGGAAUUGCUGACGCUGUCAUUGCUGUGGAUGGGAUUAACCAUGAUGUAACAACGGGGUGGCGAGGGGAUUACUGGAGGCUGCUGACUCCAGGGGACUAUGUGGUGACUGCCAGUGCCGAGGGCUACCAUUCAAUGACAAGGAGCUGUCGGGUCACUUUUGAAGAGGGCCCUUUCCCCUGCAAUUUCUACCUCACCAAGACACCCAAACAGAGACUGCGAGAGCUGCUGGCAGCAGGGGCCAAGGUGCCCCCAGACCUUCGGAGGCGGCUGGAGCAGCUGAGGAAGCUGAAGGAUUAGAACAGAAGACUUCUCCAGCUGAGAACCCCUAAAGCCUUGGGCAGGCUGGACCUGUCCAGAACUGAAGGAGAGGGUAGAUAGUGAUGAGGGAGGG